UUAGCCCAAGUUUGGCUCUCUAAUUUCUCUGCGCGUAUCAUACAUUGGCCAUUCUUUGUCUUUCCUUGGCAAAUUGAAGACUGCUACUGGCCUGUUGAUCUCCAAACAGGUUAUCUCUCUUACUCAUUUUUUAAAUCAUCAUGUAGCCAUUCGAUUUGAUUAAUUACAGUAUUAAAUUAGACAAUGAUUUUUUUUUGGCUUCAGCUUUGAUGUAUAUUUUUUAUUGAGUUGUUUGUUAAACUUAGGGUUUCAACUCUUGAAGAGAAGAGAAGAGAAGAAAAUGGGUUUCAUAAUGGAAUUUGCAGAGAAUUUGAUAUUGAGGAUGAUGGAGGACCCAAAGGAGAGGGAUAAAAAAUUUAGGGAGCGCCUUUACAUGAGGAAGGAUCGAUGCCAAAAAACCAAAGAGAUGUGGAGUUAUCCUCUGCGACCUUAUGGAUUUUGGACUUUUGAACGCCACAAUUCCCAGCUCUUUAGGGAUGCUCAGAUUAGCCAAGCUCCCGGCCGCAGGGAUCCUUAUGAUGACCUUCUUGAAGACAGCUAUGCCUCCUCCUCCAAACGAAACUGAGGAAUCAGAAACCAUUGGAAGAUGAUUUGGAGCUUGGCCUGCAGAUGGCGAGUGGACAUUUAAGCAUUUUCUGUUUGUUUGAAUUUUCUUUCUUUUGUGCUACAAAAAGUGUCAGCUUGUUUUUAUUAUUGCUUCGAUGUUUUGAGACUGCUUUAUGGUUGAAAAAAAUUGUCCAUGUAUUUCAAAGGCCAAGAUAAACAAUGCUUUACUUUGGUGAA
This is a messenger RNA of Durio zibethinus, 783 nucleotides long. RefSeq lists its product as uncharacterized. Gene Ontology annotation, cellular component: respiratory chain complex I. NCBI's taxonomy places the organism in Eukaryota, Viridiplantae, Streptophyta, Magnoliopsida, Malvales, Malvaceae. The record is from RefSeq and is a predicted model, not a curated record.